CCAUCUCGCAUCUGAGUUUGAGCGACCGGAGAGAAGAGAGAGAGAGAUUCAUUCAUAGAUCAGAGUGCUGGCAUUCGCCAUUCGAAUUUCGCAGGGAAGAAAGAAUCCUGGAUCGACUUCUGUUCUGAGCUGACUUAGCAAAAUACAAGAAAAGAAGAAGAAGAAGAAGAAGAGGAGCUGUGAACAGUGAAGAAGGCAAAGAAGGAUGUUGCCCACAUCAUCUUCGAAAGGACGCGCUUCGUCCUCCUCUUCUUCUUCUCGACCUAAUCCCAUGCUCCUUCCCUACCUCCGUAGAAUCAUCAAGUGGCAACAAAUGGAUAUCGAAUAUACGUUUUGGCAAAUGCUUCAUCUAUGUACGUCACCAAAAGUUGUCUACCAGCAUACAAAGUAUCAUAAACAAACCAAGAACCAAUGGGCACGUGACGACCCUGCUUUUGUUGUGAUCUGCAGCCUUCUUUUGGCCAUUUCAACUCUGGCUUAUUGUGCAGCGUAUGAUCAUAGUAGUGCACAUGCAAUUUUUGUUGUCUUCUCAGUAUUGCUCUUCCACUUCUUUUUGACUGGGUUAUUUCUAGCUACUUUUUGUUGGUUCCUAACUAAUGCCUAUCUUCGAGAAGAGGCUCCAAAUAGCUAUGUGGUGGAACAGCGUGUUGAAUGGAUGUAUGCAUUUGAUGUGCAUUGUAACUCUUUCUUCCCAAUGUUUGUAUUGCUAUAUGUGAUCCAUUAUUUUCUGUCUCCUCUAUUGGUGGCUCAUGGCUUCAUUCCAGUUUUGCUGUCAAAUCUACUGUUCAUGGUGGGCGCAUCAUACUAUCAUUAUCUAAAUUUUUUAGGUUACGAUGUUCUGCCCUUUUUGGAGAGGACCACCUUUUUCCUUUACCCGAUUGGUGUUGUAAUUGUCCUAUCUCCCAUUUUGAUUUUGAGUGGCUUCAAUCCUUCUAGAUACUUCAUGAAUGUGUACUUCAGCCGACAAAUAUGAUCCAUUCCGGCUUCAACUUUUGACCUGUCAAGUGUCCUUGAGCUUAUUAGGGUAUUCUAAGACUACAAGAUGAGAAGGCAUGGCAUGGAUGAGUGUUUGAUUGUUUGUUUGACGAAUGCUAUAGCUUGGAAAUGUCUCAAUUUAGGCCUCCUAUCACCCAAUAGAAGUUGGAUCUGUAGUAGUUCAAGAUAACCAGUGUAUUUUUUACAGUAUUGAAUAGAAAGAUAUUUGUUAAAAUGAAUAUACCCAUUGUAAUGAAUUUUUUCUGUCAAUCUGUUAUCUUUUAUCUAACAAAGAACAUUUAUGUUAAAUAUA
Arachis duranensis is the source of this 1288-nucleotide messenger RNA. RefSeq lists its product as uncharacterized. The record is from RefSeq and is a predicted model, not a curated record. Gene Ontology annotation, cellular component: Golgi membrane. NCBI's taxonomy places the organism in Eukaryota, Viridiplantae, Streptophyta, Magnoliopsida, Fabales, Fabaceae. Bases 206 to 973 code for a protein of 255 amino acids. The transcript is spliced from 10 exons.